This is a messenger RNA of Pristis pectinata (smalltooth sawfish), 1593 nucleotides long. RefSeq names its product gonadotropin-releasing hormone II receptor-like. Gene Ontology annotation, cellular component: membrane. Gene Ontology annotation, molecular function: gonadotropin-releasing hormone receptor activity; peptide binding. NCBI's taxonomy places the organism in Eukaryota, Metazoa, Chordata, Chondrichthyes, Rhinopristiformes, Pristidae. The record is from RefSeq and is a predicted model, not a curated record. Gene Ontology annotation, biological process: G protein-coupled receptor signaling pathway. The transcript has 7 exons. Bases 1 to 1593 code for a protein of 530 amino acids.
AUGGGGCUUGCCUGUGCAGUCUCAUUUCUGACUGGUGUGGUACGAAGGACCAGUUUAGUCGAGUCCUGGUACAAGGCUGAGGAGCCAGAUGUCAAUGCUCUACUCAACAAAUACUUGCUUAACCAUGAGAGUCAGAUGACAAGAAGUGAGUGGCAACUGACUGACAGCACAUCUCUGAUGACUGUGUUUGACCGUGCAUGGACAGAAGUCCGUGAUGGCUUCAACAGUGGAGUGCUGAUUGGUUCUGGAGAGCCCUGCUCCCCUGACCUGGAACACCUGGCAGUGAAGUGCCGACCGUUCUACCUUCCACGGAAGUUCUCCUCCGUAAUCCUGACUGCAGUCUACAUCUCACCUCAGACAGACAUCAAGCCAGCACUUGAGGAACUAAGUGCUGUAAUCAACAAGAACGAAGCAGCGUACCUUGACGCCUGUCACAUUGUGGCUGGAGAUUUUAAUCAGACAAUGGUGGAUUCAUUGGUGUUCACUAAUCAAUCAGACAGAAUUCAUAUUUUAGAAUUCAGAUGCUCCAACAUAAGUCCAGCUCCUCCUGAGAUGUGGAUCGCUCCAGCAUUUACUGCGGCAGCCAAGGUUCGAGUAAUUGUGACUUUCUGCUUCUUCAUCGUGUCCAUGAUCAGCAACACAGCCAUCCUGCUCAGCGUCACCAGGAGAAAGAGGAAAUCCCACAUCAGGAUUCUGAUCUUGAGCCUCACUGUUGCAGACCUAAUGGUGACUGUUUUAGUGAUGCCACUGGAUGCAGUCUGGAAUAUAACUAUCCAGUGGUAUGCAGGAAAUGUAGCCUGCAAAGCCCUAAACUUCCUGAAGCUGUUUGCCAUGUACGCAUCCGCCCUCGUCCUGGUGGUGAUCAGUAUGGAUCGCCAUUCAGCCAUCUUGAACCCAUUCAGCUUUAUCAGUGCCAGUCACAGGAACAAGUUAAUGCUCUCCAUGGCAUGGAUUGCAAGUGCGCUAUUAGCAGCUCCUCAGCUUUUCAUUUUUCAGGUGCAGCAUGUCCACAGUGUGAACUUUACCCAGUGUGUGACCUAUGGGAGCUUCACUGAACACUGGCACGAAACCUUCUAUAACAUGUUCACCUUCAUCACUCUGUAUAUCACACCUCUUACUGUCAUGAUCAUCUGUUACACCAGGAUUCUCUGGGAGAUAAGCAAGCAGAUGAAAGAAAACAGAGGCUCAUCAAUACCAACAAUACAAAAUGAUUACAUGUUGAAGACACGAAUGAAAACCCUUAAAAUGACCAUUAUCAUAGUUGUAUCUUUCAUCAUCUGCUGGACCCCAUAUUACCUCCUCGGACUGUGGUACUGGUUCAAGCCAGACAUACUGAAGAAGGUGCCAGAAUACGUCAAUCAUUUAUUAUUUUUAUUUGCCUUGCUACAUACCUGCUCAGAUCCAGUGAUAUAUGGAUUCUACACGCCUUCCUUCAGGAAGGACAUCAUGUCAUGUUGGAGAUGGAUAGGAAGAGGGUUCUCGAGGCACAAGGCAAGAUCCAUUGGAGAACCAUCCACUGUCAGGGCUUUGCCAAUUGGUGCAAAUGACAAGGUCCUUAAUCACAUUCAGAUGGUCUCCAUUGUCAUAGAAUAG